Molecule: messenger RNA, 1400 nt
Organism: Megachile rotundata (alfalfa leafcutting bee)
Lineage: Eukaryota; Metazoa; Arthropoda; Insecta; Hymenoptera; Megachilidae
Gene: Slbp
Product: Stem-loop binding protein
Biological process (GO): mRNA transport; mRNA 3'-end processing by stem-loop binding and cleavage
Cellular component (GO): cytoplasm; histone pre-mRNA 3'end processing complex
Molecular function (GO): histone pre-mRNA stem-loop binding; mRNA binding
Source: RefSeq, a predicted model, not a curated record
GAAAAGGCGCUCAAUUAUUGCGGACACUUCGUAAUAUUCAAUUUCAAAAAAAGUCAAAAUAAGAUUAAAUAAUAAAUGCUAAAGCAAUUUUUACAGCGAUAUAAUUAGUGAAACAUAAGCAAUGAAUUUUUGAAUUUUUCUAUAGAUAUUAUAUUUAUAAUAUACAUGUUCUAUGAAGAUCGUCAAAGAAGAAAAAGAUUUUGAAGCUAUUAACCUAACUUCGAUCUUAUUUCAUUCUUCAGAAUGCGCGUAUAACAGGCGAUAAGGAAGGCGCGCAACGCAGAAUUUAUAACACUUGUAAGGAUGAAGUCCUAAAAUUAAGUGGUAUCUUUUCGCGUACUUAAAGCUUUUGCAUUUCGUGAUUAUAAAAAAUAAAAGUAAAUUAUUAAAUUGUUGUAUUUAUUGUAAAAAUGUGUAUUUAAUAAUUUUAUAUUAUAAACUUUUGUACAGAAGGUCUUUCGUUCAUUUAGGUUACAUUUAGGUUGUGUUCAAUUACUGUUUUAUAUAAUUAAAGUACAAUGGAAUUAGAUACGAAAACUUCAUGGAUAGACUUGACAGAUGAAGAUGAUGCUCUUCUUAAUGAAGCCAUUUGUAUGAGUUCAAACGAACUCAGCAAAAUAGUAAACUCUAAUAAGGAGACCGAAAAAACUGGAAAUUCUUUAGAUAUAAAAAUAUCUGAGCCUAAAACACAAGUCAGUAAUGAUCAAAAGAUUGAGGAGGCUAUUAGUUCCAAUGUAUGUGUUAAUAACAGAUCUUACUGUAAAGAAAGCGAAACACAUAAUAUAAAAUGCAUACAGUAUGAAGAUAAUGUAAAAAAUAAAAUAGAAGAUAUAAAUAAUGCUCGUAAAAGACCUAGAGAAAGUAAUACAAAUUAUGAAGAUGUAAAAAUUUUUCGUAGCAGACAUUAUAGUGAUUCAAGUUCUACCACUAAUUCUUCAGAUAAUGGCAAAAGACGUGUAGAAUAUGAAACAGAUCCUAAGGUGUUAGCUCGUAGACAAAAAGAAAUAGAUUAUGGAAAAAAUACUAUUGGAUAUGAUAGAUACAUUCAGGCUGUGCCGAAAGAAAAACGUACAAGAGAGCAUCCAAGAACACCACCAAAGUAUAUUAAAUAUAGUAGAAGAGGAUGGGAUGGUAUGAUAAAGUUGUGGAGGAAACAACUUCAUCAGUGGGAUCCUCCACAAGAUAGUAAUAAUUCCACUUAAAUUGAAGUUAUAUUUAAACUGUAUUACAUGAAUGUUAUCUUACAAUGCACAUUGUGGUUUUAUGUUUUUUUAUAUUUGUAUAAAAUUUCAUUAGCAUAAUAUAAUUAGAUGAACUAUCAUAACAAAUUUUGGUACAUUGUUAUACAUAUGUAUUAAAAAAAAAAACAAAAAUUAAAUAGCAAUAUAAUUGAAUAAAAC